AUGUUCGCCCUCUCCGCCUCCACCGUCAAGGUCUCCGCCGUCGCGGGCCUCUCCGCGACGCGCGUCGCCCGCAACGCGCGCCGCGCGACCGUCGUCCGCGCGGACGCGAGCACCCCGGAGGGCCCGUCCGAGGACAUCGCCAUGCCGAACGUGACCGUCUUCACCGAGGACCAGCUCAACGGCGAGCGGUGCGAGAUCCAGACCCCCGCGGCGCCCGCGGCGGCCGCGGCCGUCGAGGCCCCGGCCGCGUUCAAGGCGGCGAUCGACCCCGCGGACGGCUCCAUCGCGGAGGCUGCGCCGCUCGGCGACGACAUGUCCAUGUUCACGGACGCCAUGGUCGCGUUCAAGGAGCCGCGCGCCAUCGAGAUCAUCAACGGCCGCGCCGCGAUGAUCGGCUGGAUGGUCGCGCUCUCCGCGGAGAUCACGAACGACCAGUCCCUCGCGAGGCAGGUGUUCAACACGCGCACGUUCACGCUCGCGGACGGCGUGGUGGACACGGUCACCGGGCCCGCCGGCGGCGCGUUCCUCGUCCCCGUCGUCGUCCUCGCGACGCUCGCGGCGUCGCUCGCGCCGGUGCUCCGCGGGAACGAGGAGUCCGGCCUCGAGAAGGCGCCGAAGGACUUCUUCAUGUUCAAGGCGGAGUCGGAGAUGACGAACGGCCGCGGCGCGAUGAUCGGCCUCGUCGCGCUCCUCUUCGCGGAGAAGUUCACCAACGGCGCCGCGCUCUUCUGAGC
This is a messenger RNA of Micromonas pusilla CCMP1545, 734 nucleotides long. It is a transcript of the gene ELIP4, whose product is annotated as early light induced protein-like protein, chloroplast precursor. Bases 1 to 732 code for a protein of 243 amino acids. NCBI's taxonomy places the organism in Eukaryota, Viridiplantae, Chlorophyta, Mamiellophyceae, Mamiellales, Mamiellaceae. The transcript has a single exon. The record is from RefSeq and is a predicted model, not a curated record.